AUGCGACAAUCAUUCAAGAUUGAACCCGCCAUAUUUCCUCGCGACAAACAAGCCAUAACCCAACUCUUUACUGCAUACACCGAGGCGCUAGGCCUUGACUUGACGUUCCAAGACUAUGAAACCGAGAUCAACUCACUGCCCGGAAAAUACGCACCAGACCGUUGGGGAUGUCUGCUUGUUGCUCGCAUAGACAAUAACGACACAAAAGCUGGCAUGGUCGAUGACAGAGAGCUGCUAGGUUGCGUCGCCUAUCGCGCAUUACCCCCGUCUCCUUUCGAUGCAGACGAAAGAUACUGCGAGAUGAAAAGAUUGUACGUUACCCCACAGGCACGCGGCAGUGGCAUGGGCACAAAACUUGUAGAAACGAUCAUCCAGCACGCAAAAUCGACGCGGUUGUAUCGAGGAAUGAGGCUGGAUACGCUUCCUUCAACGUAUAUGGCGAGUGCGAGGGCAUUGUAUAAGAGAUAUGGCUUUGUGGAAAUCGAGGGGUAUUACGAGACGCCAAUUGAGAGCACUAUUUUCAUGGAGUUGAAGUUUUAG
Molecule: messenger RNA, 540 nt
Organism: Talaromyces atroroseus
Lineage: Eukaryota; Fungi; Ascomycota; Eurotiomycetes; Eurotiales; Trichocomaceae
Exons: 1
Coding region: 1-540 (179 amino acids)
Molecular function (GO): acyltransferase activity, transferring groups other than amino-acyl groups
Source: RefSeq, a predicted model, not a curated record